Messenger RNA from Cricetulus griseus (Chinese hamster), 1153 nucleotides. Lineage: Eukaryota; Metazoa; Chordata; Mammalia; Rodentia; Cricetidae. The record is from RefSeq and is a predicted model, not a curated record.
CAACACUCCGGAUGUUCACACAGACUCUGAAUCCAACAUCUUAGUAGCCCGGAGUCGGCUGAGUUAGUUCUUCUGGCAGGUGCUCUCACGGUACACUCAGCUAUGUCAUCUAGCAACCAAGUAGUAGCUCUGGUGACAGGGGCUAACAAGGGCAUCGGCUUCGCUAUUGCGCGUGACCUGUGUCGGAAGUUCUCCGGGGACGUGGUGCUCACUGCCAGGAACCAGGCCCGGGGCCGGGCAGCGGUGCAGCAGCUGCAGGCAGAGGGCCUGAGUCCCCGCUUCCAUCAGCUGGACAUCGACGACCUGCAGAGCAUCCGCGCCCUGCGCGACUUUCUGCUCAAGGAGUAUGGGGGUCUGGAUGUGCUGAUCAACAAUGCCGGCAUUGGCACCUGGCCCAAGAAUAAGCCACCAAGUAGAAAAAGAGACUUCUUCAAGAGCGCCCAGCCAGGCACUGACCCUACCCAAUUCCACAUUCAAGCAGAAGCAGCAAUGAAAACAAACUUUUUGGGUACCCGAGCUGUCUGCAUGGAGCUACUCCCUCUAAUAAAACCCCAAGGCAGAGUGGUGAAUGUGUCAAGCACCAUGAGCCUUGAUGCCCUGAAAAACUGCAGCCCGGAGCUGCAGCAGAAGUUUCGAAGUGACACCAUCACAGAGGAGGAGCUGGUGGGGCUCAUGAACAAGUUUGUGGAAGACACAAAGAAAGGAAUGCAUGAGAAGGAAGGCUGGCCUAAUAGUGCUUAUGGGGUGUCCAAGAUUGGGGUGACAGUCCUGUCCAGAAUCCAUGCCCGGAAACUCAGCCAGCAGAGGAGAGAUGACAAGAUCCUCCUCAAUGCCUGUUGCCCAGGGUGGGUGAGAACAGACAUGGCAGGACCAAAAGCCACCAAGAGUCCAGAAGAAGGGGCAGAGACCCCCGUGUACUUGGCCCUUUUGCCCCCAGAUGCAGAGGGGCCUCAUGGGCAGUUUGUUCAGGAGAAAAAAGUAGAACAAUGGUGAAUUCAACUCUUCCCCUCUCCCCACAGUCCCUGGUUUCAUACCCUGUCCAAAAGCGACACAGAGCUGUAGUUCUAAUUCUACGAAGUUUUGUGGUUUCCUAGAGGAGAUGAAAUGAAAUUGUUGGAAAUAAAGAAUGAAAAUCAAGAUGCAUUAAACGAUU